CUACAGCUGACAGUGUAUCUGAAGCGUGCAGCUCCUGUGGGUGUAUAUCACAAGCUCUCAGUGUCUGCAUCUUGUCUUACACACACAUCAACACCUCUCCGGGGGUACAAUAGCUCUGACCUCCUGACCCGCCUCAUCCAGAUGUAGUCUCCAGCCAGACACAGAGACACUGCAGUAGUACCCCUCCAGAUGAAGGAUCAGGAUGCAUCUCCCUUCCCUGAUGUUGCCAUCACCUGCCCAUCUCAUCUUACCAUGGCUGUGGUCCUACCUGAUACUAGUCUUGCCCACUCUACCAGCUCUCUCCUCCCUCUCGCUUUGCCCAUCUCUCUGCCUUUGUGACGCCAAGUCUCUCUUUGUAAACUGCUCAGGGACAAACCUGUCCACCAUUCUGAUCUUUCCUCCUCUGGUAACUGAGUUCUUGGACCUCUCCGGCUGCUCCUUGUAUGUUCUCCCUCCCCUCCAUAACCUCUGGAGGCUCCGCACUAUACUCCUGGCACAGAAUGCCAUCUUGGAAGUGGGAGACGGAUCUUGGAGGGGCUUGCAGAGCCUAGAAAUCCUGGACCUGAAAGGGAACAAGAUAGGAAAUCUCAGCAGCAGUUUCUCUUUGGGUCUUGAUUCCCUCACUCAUCUUUUCCUUGCUCACAAUCUGUUGCACACUAUUCCAAAACACAGCUUCCAACACUUGCAUAGUCUGGAACAGAUGGACCUACAAGGAAACCUCAUUUCCAAGUUGCAACCUGGAGCUUUUAGGUCCCUUACCCAGGUCCGCCGUCUCCAGCUGCAGAACAACGUGCUGCAAAGUCUGAGGAACGAUGACUUUUCAGUGCUGCAAAGACUUGAGUUCCUGGACUUGUCGGGAAACCAGAUCCAGGACCUGCCUUCUGGUGUCCUCGCACCUCUCCAUUCCCUCAUCUUACUCAAUCUACAGCACAACAAACUGCGCCACCUGCGCUUCCAAACUCUGAGCGGCCUGCCAGCACCUGGGACGCUCCUCUUGCUGUCCUACAAUCCCUGGGAAUGUGACUGUGAUCUGCAGCGUGUGUUUGGAAAGUUGGCCAGUUUGCAGAGAAUCAGCCUACAAGAUGGCGAAGACUUGCGUUGUGCAGACCCUCCUGCACUAAGGGGUAAGCCCCUUACCUCGCUGGACACUCGGCUCUGUGUAGCAGAAACAGUGACCGUGUUGGUGAUCACACUGACUGUAGCCGUCACCGUGGUUGGGGCCAUAGUAACUGCAGAAAGAAAUCGCAAAAAGGGCCCCAGGUGCCAAGGAAGUGGGAUGUGUUCCCAAAAUUAA
This is a messenger RNA of Pseudophryne corroboree (corroboree frog), 1294 nucleotides long. Its product is annotated as slit homolog 1 protein-like. Gene Ontology annotation, molecular function: protein binding. Gene Ontology annotation, cellular component: extracellular matrix. The transcript has 2 exons. The coding region runs from base 203 to 1294 and encodes 363 amino acids. The record is from RefSeq and is a predicted model, not a curated record. NCBI's taxonomy places the organism in Eukaryota, Metazoa, Chordata, Amphibia, Anura, Myobatrachidae.